Molecule: messenger RNA, 588 nt
Organism: Gopherus flavomarginatus (Mexican gopher tortoise)
Lineage: Eukaryota; Metazoa; Chordata; Testudines; Testudinidae
Gene: C20H8orf90
Product: chromosome 20 C8orf90 homolog
Exons: 2
Coding region: 1-588 (195 amino acids)
Source: RefSeq, a predicted model, not a curated record
AUGCACCACGUGAAUAGAAUAGAAAGAACACUAGAGUUGGCUAGAGGGCUGGUCCAGACCCCGCUGGAGUCCUUCCCAGACAUCUAUGAUGGAGACACCAAGAAGUGGAAGGAGCAUUUCCACAGCAUCCAGAGAGCCUUCAAGGAAUUUGGCAAGGAUGAUGACUUCGCCAUCUGGGUGCUGACCGAGGGCUUCACCGUACCAUUCCCAUUCACCUGGCCAGCUGAUGGUGAGGCAUCCCUGCAGUCAUCCUAUGACCCCACCGACUGCUCCGGUUUCGACUUCUUCCUGCACCCAGGCAAACCCGUGCCUCGGAUCCUGCAGCCGCUGCACGCCACCACCCAGGCCUUCUUCAAGAAGAGACGUUUGGAGCAGCUGGCCCCUAGCUAUGCCAGCCAGGCUUCCCAGGGGCCACCAGCACAAGCAGCCAUUCCCCCGAUACGGACAGACGUUGUGAUGAUCACCAGCCUGCCACAUCUGAGCACCUCUGCCAUUCCUGGAGAACUCACCUUCCUCCUAAAGGACGGCAAAAGCCUGAGGAACAUCCCGCCUGCCCCUGUGGCAAUCUCCAAUACUGCCCCACCAUAG